AUGGAUGUUCUAUCAACUAUAAGAACAUUGAUGAACCAAAAUGGUUUACAAUCAGUAUUUAUUAUGACUUGUGUCGGUAGUAUAAAAGCAAUGCGAUUACGUAUGGCUAGUACAACUGAUGUAAUAGAUUUGACAACACCACAUGAAAUUGUUAGUUUGGUUGGAACAUUGGAUAGUGAAGGACAGCAUAUACAUGGAUCAUUUUCUGAUCGAACUGGACAAGUUGUAGGUGGUCAUGUUCUGGCUGAGAAUCCAAUGAUUGUCUUUACUACUGUUGAAAUUGUUUUGGCCGAAUGUGAGAACGUAACCUUUACGAGAGAAAUGUGCAAUGAAAGUGGUUAUCCUGAAUUGGUUAUCAAUAAAAAAACUUUAGACAAAUAA
Rotaria sp. Silwood2 is the source of this 381-nucleotide messenger RNA. NCBI's taxonomy places the organism in Eukaryota, Metazoa, Rotifera, Eurotatoria, Philodinida, Philodinidae. The record is from the annotation of a GenBank genome assembly.